UACAUUAUUCUCUCUAUUUUGACCCUAUUGUACUGCAAUCUGAUCUUGAAUCGAGUGAAGAGAUAGAAGACGCUGUCUUUAUAAACUCUGUCCCACCGUUGGCAAAAUUUAAAUCAGAUGAAGAGAUAGAAGACGCUGUCUUUAUAAACUCUGUCCCACCAUUGGCAAAAUUUAAAUCAGAUGAAGAGAUAGAAUAUAUAUGUUUUCCUUCUGCUAUUAGAGUGUCCUCUACCGUUGAAGGGACUGUUACAGAAGAUGAUAAGGGUGACGCAACCAUUAACGUAGGAAAUGGAGAGGGUGAUACAUUAGUGAUCAGUGAGUCACAGAGGUUGGCUAGUUUGCUGGAGAAUGGACCUCUAAUGCUUGGGGUUUGUUUUUUAAAAACUACCCGUCUUUUUGUGGAUUGGGCCGCAGUAUUUGGAGCCUAAGUUAGGGGUGUUCAACCCUCAUUCAACUAGCCUAGCAAAUUCUCCUCCAUUUUUCAGUCAGGGACAAAAGAGAGCCGACGGCCACGAGUCUGGAGAGUGCGACGGAGAUGCAUUACUUGAUCCUUGCAACGUUGCUCUUACAGUAACAGGUUGGCUUAACGAAUUCAUUCAAUAUUUGUUAUCACUAGCCACACGAUUGAAGACUUGGCCUCCAAAGCUAUCUCAUACUUCCAGUAUCUCGAUCCUCUUUGGCCGUCCACGUUUGGUACACUUCCUAAUCUUGUAGCAUUCUCGUCUGCCAUCUGCUUCACCUCUGGCAGCUUUGACUUUCUCAGCAUUCCCAGCAGUGGGAUUGCCGUCGUUGGUUUUUGGGUCUGUGGGUCUCGGCGUUCUUGUCAUCCUGGAUCAGGCAGCUUCUCUCCCUCCCUCCCCACUUGAUUCUGUGCCUCCUUCCUAACUGAGAGUAGAGCACAGUGCCUCCUUCCGUUGUCCAUUACUAGUCUGAAGCUUUGAAACUGAUAGUGGAGUACGUUGCUGUUCGUUUUUGCCAUUCAGAUUACUUGCUGUUUGCACUUGCCGUUCAGAUCAAGGUUCACGUUGCUAUCUACGUCUCUUGCAUUCUCAAGAUAUGGUGAUCCCGCCUCCACCAAGGCCUCCAAGGAUAAUAGAUUUUCUCAAACCGUAUGUACUGAAAAUGCAUUUUACAAAUAAGUACGUGAGUGCUCAGGUGAUCCACACACCAACUGCUACUGUAGCUUGUUCUGCAAGCUCUCAGGAGAAAGCCUUAAGGUCAAGUUUGGAAACAACCCGUGAUGUGGCUACAGCUGCGAAGAUUGGGAAGAUACUAGGUGAACGCCUUUUGCUCAAGAAUAUACCUGCUGUUAGUAUUCACUUGAAGAGAGAACAGAAGUAUCAUGGUAAGGUUCGAGCUGUUGUUGAUUCUGUUAGAGAUGAUGGUGUUAAAUUGCUUUGAGUUAUUCUCGUAGAUAUUUGGUUGAAGCUUGGAGAGAGUAUCUUUCUGGACCUUGUGUUGGGAAGUUUCUAUAUCAUUUUAGCAUAAAUUCAGAAAGGAUGCUCACUUUUGUUCGAUUUAGUUUUCUAACGUUAUUAUAACCAGAAAGUUGAACGUGCUGAAUUCAGUUUCUAUGAUAACAUCGUUAAGUAUUGGUAA
This is a messenger RNA of Prosopis cineraria, 1599 nucleotides long. RefSeq lists its product as uncharacterized. Gene Ontology annotation, cellular component: ribosome. The transcript has 4 exons. Gene Ontology annotation, biological process: translation. The record is from RefSeq and is a predicted model, not a curated record. Bases 1057 to 1401 code for a protein of 114 amino acids. Lineage: Eukaryota; Viridiplantae; Streptophyta; Magnoliopsida; Fabales; Fabaceae. Gene Ontology annotation, molecular function: 5S rRNA binding; structural constituent of ribosome.